AUGAAAAAGAAAUCUGAAGCAAAUAAGAAGAAAUUAAAUCCGUUUGAGGUUCACAUUAACAGAGAGAAAUUAAAAGUUUUAGGUAAAAAAAGUAAACACGACCGUGGAUUGCCAGGAGUUUCAAGAGCCAAGGCUAUAAAGAAGAGGAAAGAAACUCUAGGCGUGGAAAUGAAAGUAAUGAACAAAACAAAUGCAUUCAUCGAUCGUCGAAUUGGUGAGAAGAACAACCAGUUAUCAGCUGAAGACAGAAUGAUUGCUCGAUUUGCAGCUGAGAGGGCAAAACAGCACAGCAAGAAAAACAUUUACAAUUUGGCUGAUGAUGAAAUUUUGACACACAGAGGCCAAACUUUAGAGCAGAUUGAGAAGUUUGAUGAUCCACGAUCAGAUGAAGAGGAUGACGAUUUUGAGAAAAAAUUUGGAGGCUUAGAUAAUGACUUUGUAUCAGAAGGACAUUUCGGCGGUGGUAUCCUUUCUAAAACUGACGCACAAGAUGGCGCAAAAUCACAUAAAGAUCUAAUCGAGCAACUUAUAGCAGAAUCAAAGAAGAGGAAAGCGGAAAAGCAAAAAGAAAAAGAGCAGACUUUGGAUCUAACAGAGAAGUUGGACAGUGAAUGGAAGGACUUACAGCCUGUAGUAUUUAAGAAAGCUAGAGUUGAGGAAGAAUCAGUAAUUGAUAAAGUAUUGAGCAAAGCGGAAAAGGGUCAAGACUAUGAUAAGAUGAUGAGAGAGCUUCGGUUUGAGAAGAGAGGGACACCGUCUGACGGGUUGAAAAGCACGGAGAAACAGGAAGCGGAGGAGAGGAAAAAGUUGGAGGAGUUGGAGAAACAAAGGCAACUGAGAAUGUUGUCAGAGGAAGAAGCAGCGGUACCAAACAGAUCACAGCCAACCGCAAAACACAGGUCUGCCGACGAUUUGGAUGACAAUUUCGAGCUGGACGAUGAAAGGGACUUCAUGUUGGCUUAUGAUAAGGAUGGAAAACCUCUUGUUCCUGAGCAGGUGCUGAAAGAUUUUUCGGUACCAAACGCAAAACCCAAAUUCGAUGAUGGCAUAUCAGACACGUCUUCGGAAGAUGAUGGAGAAGAUGAAUCUGACGAAGAGGCAUCAGACGACGAGGCAGCAGACGCAGAAAAUAAAAGCAUAGAAAAGAAGAAAGAACAAGAUAUUGAAAUACGGGACCAACAACAGGAUAUUAGUUCGAGUGAUAAUGACGAUGAUGAAAAUCAAAGCUCUGAAGAAGAAAAUACUGAAGAAUAUAAACAAAGUCAGGCACAGAUUCUUAGUGAGGUAAAUGGAAUUAGCAAUAAAGAUGUCAGAAGUGAAGAAACAAAGGAAGAUGAGGAAGAAGGUUCUGAUGAUGAAGCAGGUUCUGACGAUGAACAAUCGGUCAAAGGCAAUGAGUUCGACAAUUUAGAAGACUUAAAAGAAUCUAAGGAAGAGUCAGAGGUAGAAGAUGAACACGAAGAAGAAAGCAAGGAAACGAUUGAAUCCUUCUUUGAUUUGAAAGCUGAGGAAGGUGUUAAGUUGAAGGAGUUACUCACCGGUAAAUCGCCGUCUCAGCAAUCCGCCGCUCUUCAGAAACUGAUAAAGAGCUACGACCCCUCCCAGUCGGCCAACAACAAGGAGUUACUCAGCCGUCUAUUCGCGCAUUUGCUUCAGUACGUCAACGACCUCUUCCACGGACUGAAGGACGAGGGCGGAGCCCUAAAGUCGUUCCUCAUGUACGACAAGCUGCUCCCCCAUUUCUACGACCUGGCGCACACAAACAAAGUGUCCGCGAAGCGCUUCAUCUGCGAGCUACUGAAGGAGAAACACGACAAGUACACCAAAAGCCCCCGGAAAGUUCCCGAUCUUGACACGCUGGUCUUCUUCAAGCUGAUAUCGGCUAUCUACCCGACUUCCGACUUCCGCCACCCGGUCACCACGCCGUCCGUACUGUUUAUGUGCGAGAUCCUCACCAGCUGCCGCUUCAGGGACGCCUACUCCAUCUCCAGGGGUCUAUUCCUCGUAUCCCUUAUAUUGGAGUAUACCGCGCUGUCGAAGAGGUACGCCCCGGCGGCGGUGAACUUCCUGCGCGGUCUACUGUACCUCUCGGCGGACACUUCCGUCCUGAAUCCAGUACAGGUUGUCCCACCCUUCAAACUGCACGGCGCUGAGAAGGUGUUGAGGCUAGAGCGCGAGUGCACAAGCUUAUCGGCCGGCGACAGGAUGUCGAGCGCCGAUCUGGUCGCUGACAGCUUGGGCGAAAGGUUCAAGGUCAACUGCCUCUACAACAGCGUCCUCAUGCUGAGGGAGUACUUCGACAACUGCUGCGACAUGGAAGCCCAAGGUGCAAUCUUCGAGCCGCAUAUCAAGCUGAUGGACAGGAUCGACCUGGAUCUGUACCCGAAGAAAGUUGCAAAAGCGGUCAAGGAAGUAGCCCGACAUAUGAAAGCCACUCUGGAAGUGAAGACUUACACUCCAUUGGCGAGGGAGAGGAAGCGGCCCAAAGCCCUAAGACUGUACGAGCCGGAUAUACAAGAAGUGUUUACUGGAAGCAAGAGUUCAAAACUGUCCCGAGAGAAGGCGGAGAAGGCCCGACUUGAGAGCAAGUACAAAAAGGAGAUGAAGGGAGCUUUGAGGGAGAUAAGGAGAGACAAGGCUUAUAUCGCCUCGGUGAAGAUACGACAGAAGAUCCAAAGUGACAUCAUUCGUAAGGAUAAGGUGAAACAGAUAUACAAGGAUGCAUCCAUACAACAGGGGGAGCUCAACAAAUUGAAACGAAUGAAA
Messenger RNA from Iphiclides podalirius (scarce swallowtail), 2766 nucleotides. NCBI's taxonomy places the organism in Eukaryota, Metazoa, Arthropoda, Insecta, Lepidoptera, Papilionidae. The record is from the annotation of a GenBank genome assembly.